AUGAAUAUUAGAUAAUUAGAUAAUAUCAUUUCAUGGCUUCUUUCUAAAUUUAAAUCUUCCCCUUAUAGAUGGAAUGAAUAAUAAGUGCAUUCCUUUUGUGAAUCAGUUGGAUUGUAAUGGGCUGUAUCAAUUAUUACUGUAAAUGAUUUCAUCAAUAUUUAGAUAUAAACUGCUCCAAAAUAAAGGUCUUAUAAUAACUAAGAAGAGAAACCCUAAACAAAUAAAUUAUAAAUACCUUUGUUAGAUGCCUGUACAAGAUAGUAUGAAGAAAUAUUAGAAUUGUGUAAUGCUCAAAGUAUUUAUAAAUUGAUAAGUCAUUCAAUGGAUAUAAACCUUUAUUAUUAAAUCUAGAAAUUAAAAAUAUGGUCCCUCAUUGUCUUGAAAUAUCAACAUUAUAGAGAAAUAUUCAAGAAACAUUAUGGAUCCAAAUUAUUUUCAUAGUCAAAAUGUAAAGGUUGUACUGCUGAAAUCAGUUGUGCAUGUUAAAUAUUAAAUAAUUUGUUAUAUGAGAUAGAAAUCUAUAUUAAGAGUAUUUAUGAACUUCCUAGUACUCAAAGUCAAAAUAGAAGAACCUCUAUGUAUAUAAGUUCAGACAUUAUAAAUUUAUUAUUAAAAUCUAUUUCUCAUUUACCUUCAUAUGAUUAAUAACCUCUCUUUUGGGAUAUGGAUGAUAUAAAAGUUCUAUUACAUGUAAUUAAAUUUCAAGAUUAUUAUCAAUUAUUAUUUUAAAAUUAAAUUGAUGGAUUUGUUUUACUAUUAUUAGUCAAUCCACCUUUUAAGGGUGAUAAUUUAUUUCUAAAAUGUUUAUUGAUGAGUUAACAAAACUUUUCACAAAAGCCAUAAAAUUUAUUAUAUCAAAAUAGAUAAAGUAUGGUAAGAAAUACCAUGUAGACUGCUAGCAAAUAUCACUAAAUAAAUUAAUUUCUUCAUUUAUUACAUUAUCUAUUACAAAUAUUAAGCUUAGCUGCUUAUAAAAAUUAGGAAUCUUACACAGAAUAUAAGCAUUUAGGAUAAAGAAAAGUAAGUCAAAUUAGAUGGAUAUCUUUAUAUUAUUUUACAAAAGAUACAUAAGUAGGAUAUGGAAAUAGAAAAUCAACACUUACUGAAUAAUUUAAGAGAUCAACUAAAUCAUAUGGCAAUGUAGAACAAUAAAUAAAAAACAGAAAUAAAACAGAGACUUUAGAUCAAUUAGAACUUAAGUUAAUGGUGACAGAUCAAAGUUUAGAAUAUAUAAAAAAAUAGUUUAGUCAUCCAAACGUUACUCAUUCAGCAGCAACUUCACCAUAUAUUUAAAAAGAUUAAAAUUGGAUCAAAUCUAAAACUUAAAUUGUAAAUUAAUUUAAUGUAGAAGAUAAUAUUCAUAGAAGUAGUUCAUUUUUGAUGUAUUAUUUUAUAAUUAUUUUAGAUCAGAUAAUGAUAUCUUAAUAUAAGAGCAAGAAAGGGAUAGAUAAAAUACAGAAACCCAUGUGUAAUUUGAAGAAGAAAUAUUAUCAGGUGGUAAUGUUAAUUAAUCAUAAGAAGAAUAAUCAUAAUAAUUAUCCAAUUAAGAAGAAGAAUUAUAAGAAAUUAAUGAUUAAAUGCAAGAAUCAGUGGCAUUUAUGGCAUAAUCAGUAUUAAUUUAAUAAUAAUCUUAAAUAUUAUAAUAAUAAUAAUAAUAAUAAUAAUAAUAAUAAUAAUAAUAAUAAUAAUAAUAAUAAUAAUAAUAAUAAUAAUCAGAAUAAGUUAUGUGUGAAUCAGUUAUUUUAGGCUAAUCUAGUGGUAUGCAAUAAUCUACCAUUAUGCAAUAAUCUACUAUUAUGCAACAAUCUGUAAUGAUGUAAUAAUCUACAAUUAUGCAAUAAUCUACACUUCUAGAUAAAUCAAUAUAAAUACAAUAAAUUAUUGAAUAAUAAGAUAAUUAACGAGUAGAGUACUUAUUAUAAAAUAAUUUUUAGAUUUAAUUCUAGAGAUCAAUCAAAGAAUAGGUAUUAAAAAGAAUAGAAAAAUUAACUUUUCAACCAUUAUUUGAUUUAUUUUAACUUUAAUAAUAAACUCAUUUAAAAUUGAAAUGUGAUGAAUAAUAAAAAGUAACUAUUUUUUUUAAGAAUUAGUUAAAAGUUGUUAACAUUUAAGGAGCAAGUUUUGGUAGAAAUGAAGAUUGCACAUUUGCAUUUACAGACCAUUCUAAAAUUAGUAGCAAACAUUGCUAAAUAUAUUAUAAAGAUAGUAAUAUUUAUAAAUAAGUUGACAGAAGCAUUUUACCUAGUUGAUGUAGGAUCAAAAGGGGGUACUUUUGUAAAAAUAAACCAUAAUUUUGUAAUUGAAAGGGAUAUGUCAGUCUAUAUUGGAAAUCGAUUUGCAUUUAAAAUAAUUGAUAUUAACACAGAGACAGGAUUUUUGGAAGUGAGAUAUGAGUAUGAAGGGACAGCAAAGCAUAAAUAAAUAUAACUAAAAAGAGGAGAUAAAUUUUUGAUAGGAAGAGAAAGAUCUAAAAAUAAUUUUACUUUUAUGCAUUCUUAGUAAAUUUUAAUUUUAAAUAAUUUUAGAUGUAAUAAAUUAAUGAGUGCAAAACAUAUGGAAAUUUAUUAUGAUUAUAAUUUUAAGGCUGGAUCAGUUAAAUUAAUGAUAAAUGAUUUGGAAAGUAAAAAUGGAACAUGGUUACGAUUAAGUGAAAAAUAAGUUAUUAGUGCACCAUUUCAUUUAUAGAAAGGAAUUAAAUUUAACUUAUCAUUUGAAUUGAUGUUUGAUGUCUUUGAAAUGAUAUGUGAUAUAUGA
Messenger RNA from Paramecium pentaurelia, 2754 nucleotides. The record is from the annotation of a GenBank genome assembly. NCBI's taxonomy places the organism in Eukaryota, Ciliophora, Oligohymenophorea, Peniculida, Parameciidae.